CUUCCUUCCACUCCCAGGGCGUUCGUGCAUUCAUCCGUUCAUGCCGCCACCCUCAUCCGGAAUCCGAUGGUACGUCCCAGGCUCCCCCUGCGGUCGAGUGCGGUGGUAGGCUCCGGCGGUAGCAGAGUCCCGUCCGGUCCCGCCCCGCCUCCCUCCGCCUUGUCAUUGAUGUUGUUGUUUUUGUCGCAGGAGCCGGAGGGAAGGCCGGGGCCGGGGCCGGGGCCGGGCUUUGGGCUACGGCCGCCGGCGGCUGUGCCGGCGAUGUCGUCGGUGUGCGGGGGGUCGGUGGGCGCCGGCUCCUUGCCCAGCGAGUUGGUGGUUCACAUCUUCUCGUUCCUGGCGGCCCCCGACCGACUUCGGGCCUCAGCCGCCUGCUCGCACUGGCGCGAGUGCCUCUUCUACCCGGCGCUGUGGCCCCGGCUGCGCCUCAGCUUGCGCGUCUGCCCGGCGGAGCGCCCGCGCCUCGACUUCCUGAUGCGCAAGUGCGGCUGGUUCGUGCGCGAACUCCGCGUCCAGUUCGCCGCUGACAACUAUCCCAGCGGCGGCGGCGGCGGCGGCGGGAGCGCGAGUGGGGUCUGCCAAGAAACGGCGGCGGUAACGGCGGCGGUGGCCGAGGGGGAAGCGCCGCUCUGCCCUCGCUGGCUGGAGCUCUUGAGGACAUACCUGGAGCUCGUGCUCUGCGUAUUAAGCAGCGUCCGCAACAACAGGAAUCUUCAGAAAUUAAGUCUCUUUGGUGAUAUAAGCAUUCUGCAACAACAUGGAAUUAUAUCAAAUACAUACCUCAGCAAAGUAGAUCCAGAUGGCAAAAAGAUUAAGCAAAUACAGCAGCUAUUUGAAGAAAUUUUGGGAAACAGCAGGCAAUUGAAAUGGUUGUCAUGUGGGUUUAUGCUACAAAUUGUAACACCCACAUCUUUGUCAUCUCUCUCAAAUUCCAUUGCCAGCACCAUGGAGCAUCUGAGCCUACUGGAUAACCACAUUCCGGGUAAUACCACUCUUAUCACAGCAAUUGAAAUGGAGCGCUUUAUCAAUCUACGCUCGCUUGCCUUGGAUUUCUGUGAUUUUACAGGAGAAAUGGCGAGAGUUUUGGCUGACAAUAACCACGUGCCUUUGCAUCGACUAUCUCUUCUGGUCCACAAUAUUUCUGUAAUGCACAAAUCCUUGGAGAACAUGCCAGAAGAUGAAGAUUGGAAAGCCCUGACACGCAACAGCACUAAUCUUCGGGUCUAUAUAAUAGCUUUUGAUAUUAAGAGUGAUGACAUGUUAAGGAUUCUUAAGCCUAGUAUCCCACUGGAAAGGAUUCACUUUGACAGCUACAUUACUUGCGUUUCAGGCGCUGUUGUUGAUCUCAUAUCUAGGCAGUAUGAUAAGUUCCUCACUCACUUCAUAUUAAUGAAUGAUGUGAUAGAUAUGUCUGGCUUCCCAGAUCUCAGUGACAACCGGACCGAAGAUCCAUUGGUUUUAUUGGCGUGGAGGUGCACAAGGCUCUCUCUUCUGGCAGUACAUGGUUAUACUGUUUGGGCUCACAACCUGAUUGCCAUUGCUCGUCUUCGUGGCUCUGAUUUGAAAGUGCUUGAAGUCACAGAAGAAAGCAUUGAUUUUGACAAUGGUGAACUGGCUGAUCAGGAUGUAGAUCCAGUGCAUAAUCUCAUUGAGCAGGUAUCCCUUGGAUUGGGUCGACCCUGGCAUGCAGUCAUGGACAUAGAAUUGCUCAGUGUGUUUACUGAGCCAACUCGUCAUUUUUACAGAGAAAUGCAAAGCUUCAGUGAAGGCAUUUAGUUCUCUUUAUUUACAGUUCCUGUGGUUACAUAUGCAAGUAGGGUCCUAUUAUGUUUUUCAGUAGUGUGAAUUAACCCCUCUUGUGCUGUGUUUAAUCAGUAUUAGCUAUAUAGAAUUAUAUAUGUAUAUUCUACUUCUUGAUCAAAGAACGUAGUCGGGUAUUGUUUAGAAGCUGAAAGUGGCAAUGUUUAGGGCUUUCACGGUUAAUGGACUUGUCUACAAAACAAAACAAAACUCAGAUGAGGCUGAAGGUUAUCGUGAGAUUGCCAGCUAACUUUCUUUUUGUACUGAGUAACUCUGCAACUUCACUGAUUUUACUAUUGUCGGAGUUUUUUGUGCUCAGAAGCCAAAAAUCUUUUUACUAUUCAUAGCCCGGUGAAUGCGGUCAUUGUCAUGUAAAUUGGUAGCAUGCUACUUAAGCUUUUUUUUUUUUAAAUCAAGAUGAUCAAUACCAUUUGCUGUAAACCUUGCUUUGAUUUCACAUACAAUAUCUGAAGCAUGAAUUACUGCCAUUCUGCAAUCUCCUCCUCAAAUAUGAACAGUAGUUUAUUGCACUGUGUAGCUUAUUCAGAGGUUUACCUGACUCUGAAGGCUAUAAGCUGUAGUUUCACUGUAAAUUAAUUAUAGCUUCUUUUUCUCGUGGUCUGUCAGCUUCUCUGUCCAAGUUAGCUUCGGGCCCAGGUUUGAAAAGAAAUGUUAAGAUUAUACACUCCAAUGGGGUAAAACCCUAACAAUUUAGAUAUAAAUUUAUAAGUCUACUUUGCUUGCAAACAAACAUUAGUCGUGAAAUCCCUAGCAACUAAGUCACUGGAUUCUCUCUGUCAGCGCCUGUGUCAGCUGCCAAAGAAUAGAUUAAAAUGAAGAAGUGCCCACAUGCUGGCAGGGGCAGGCCAAUUUUUGGCCAGCCAGGUACUGCUAGAUUGUAAUAUAUAAGGUCGAAUUUCGACCUGUGGUACACAGCUGUGCUGUGGCUCAGUCAGCAACCUCAGAACUCUUAAACAUGCACCUGUUUCACUGUGAAUAGUGAAUGUAAAGGAAGGAAAAGAAACCGAUACAAACCUUGUUCUAUCACAGGUAUGAGCUGCUAUGAUGCAUGAAGAACAUUCCAUGAAGUAUGUUUUAAAAUCUUGUUAUAUCUGAGAGGCUUUAAAAGCCGAUUUAAACUGUUUCAGGGCAACCGCGGUACAGACGUGGUCUCUGUGAGACUUCCACCUGACCCAAGUUUUAAGUGGUACGAAUGUUGUGCAUUUAACGUUAAGGACAGUCUGCAAUAAUAAAGUAAGUGGCCAACGUGGGUGCCCAGCAGUGCUGAGACCUGGCUGCCAUAUUGUGAGCUUUGGAAAACACAAUUUAUGCAACAGAUGUCCAGAUAUGAUUCUAUUUAUGGAAAAGUUUAUAUGUGUUUUACAAAUGGUUUUACCAUCUUAUAUUAAAAUGACCUUUGACAGGUGUGCGCUGUUUUGUCUCCAGUGAGCACAUACCAUGCGGAUUUUAUAUGUACAUCAGUAGAGUGAAUCCACUGGCACAGUGUGUGUAUAUGCCAGAUGUGGUGAGAUUUUAUCUUAUAAAUGUGAUCAGAGUAAGGUAACUCCUGACAGAAAAUGUAAGGAAACCAGCUGAGUGUUUGACUUGAUGACUGAUGUUGUAUGGUUUAUGUUAAAUGUAUAUUCUUUUAAUCAAUGAAUAAAGCAUCAAAAUUCA
Molecule: messenger RNA, 3477 nt
Organism: Ahaetulla prasina
Lineage: Eukaryota; Metazoa; Chordata; Lepidosauria; Squamata; Colubridae
Gene: FBXO33
Product: F-box protein 33
Exons: 4
Coding region: 67-1776 (569 amino acids)
Biological process (GO): SCF-dependent proteasomal ubiquitin-dependent protein catabolic process; positive regulation of protein ubiquitination
Cellular component (GO): SCF ubiquitin ligase complex
Molecular function (GO): protein binding
Source: RefSeq, a predicted model, not a curated record